Molecule: messenger RNA, 711 nt
Organism: Oikopleura dioica
Lineage: Eukaryota; Metazoa; Chordata; Appendicularia; Copelata; Oikopleuridae
Source: the annotation of a GenBank genome assembly
AUGAAACUCCUUUUUGUUUUCCAGGUUUCUUUUUGCUUCGCUAGAAUUGAGAAAAGACGAGAAAGAGCAGCGGAUAAUGACGCGAUUGAUGAUGUUUUGGAUGCAGUUGAUAGGCUGAAUUCAUGGACAAAUCUUUAUGCUGUGAAAUAUGCAAAGCAGGAAAAUUUGCGAAAAAUGAGCGAAAAGCUGAGAAAACAAAUGGUCGGCAAGAUGCAGCAGUGCAGAGAACACCCAAAACCCAAGGAACAGAAACGCCGAAUGGAAUCGAUUGACGUUGGGGUGAUGGAAAAGUUGAUAUCUCCGGAACUCGCGGAAAAUGUUCGAUCUUCCUUUGGUCCGCAGAAUCCCCUAGAAGAACUGGCAGGAGUCAAUAAAUCGCUUACGAAGUUGAUCAAAAAGCAGCUUUCCCAGUGUAAACGAUUCAAGCAUUUCAUUCGCCUUCGUGAUACGACGAUGAAGCAGUUUUCCCGAGCUUUCUUGCGUCUUCAGAAGAACCAAAAAGAACGGCUGAUGGAGAUCAGCGGGCGAAUGCAACAGGACGAAUAUUACCUCGAAGAAAGUGCUUUUCAGGAAGACGCGAUUUUAGCUGAGGACGAUCUGGACAAGCUUGAAUUUGACUACGCUGAUUACGGUCUUCCUGGAGACACGGAUUUUUCGGAAGGUGCGAUUCCUGAUUCCGCUAGAAGUCUAAAAGUUGAAGGAAUCGUUUAA